AGGCAGAGCAUGGCGGCGCGGCCGGCCUCGCCCGCUCCCCGCGGCCCUGCCCGCCGGCUCCGACGCAGGCUUCGGAGCAACAGGUUCAGCGGGAGAGACGUCGGCGCGGCCCCUCGCCAGGCCCCGACCCUCCCCGCGCCGCGCUCCCGUGCCGCCGGCCCCUCCCUCCGCCCCCCGCGGCUCCAGGCCCCCUGCCGCUCCCGGCCGCGUUCUGUUGUCAUUGUGACGUCACAAAGGGUCGGGCCCGGGUGGAAACGUCCCCUCCACCGUGACGUCACAAGUCGGACAGGAGGUUCCAGGCGCCGCGGGGCUGCCGAGGGAGGGGAGAGCGGGGCGGGGGCUGCGGCGGCGCGGGGCUGCGGCGCGAGAGGAGGACGAGCAGGAGGAUGCGCUGGGCCUUUGCGUUCUGCCGUGGAUCGCUGCACUUCCCACCAGGAUGACAGUGACGGGAUUCCAUGGUCAGAAGAAAGGGUGGUACGUAAAGUCCUUUAUUUGUCUCUGAAGGAGUUCAAGAAUGCCCAGAAGAGGCAGCAGGGGGAAGGCAUUCCUGGGAGCCUGAAAACAGUGAAUGGGCUCCUUGGUACUGACCAGUCUAAGGGAUUCGGACCAGCAUCAGAACAGUCAGAGAAUGAGAAGGAUGAUGCAUCCCAAGUGUCCUCUACUAGCAACGAUGUUAGUUCUUCAGAUUUUGAAGAAGGGCCGUCGAGGAAAAGGCCCAGGCUGCAAGCACAAAGGAAGUUUGCUCAAUCUCAACCGAACAGUCCCAGCACAACUCCAGUGAAGAUUGUGGAGCCAUUGCUACCCCCUCCUGCUACUCAAAUCUCUGACCUCUCUAAAAGGAAGCCUAAGACAGAAGAUUUUCUUACUUUUCUCUGCCUUCGAGGUUCUCCUGCGCUGCCCAACAGCAUGGUUUAUUUUGGAAGCUCUCAGGACGAGGAGGACGCCGAGGAGGAAGAUGAUGAAACAGAAGAUGUCAAAACAGCCACCAACAACGCUUCAUCUUCAUGCCAGUCAACCCCCAGGAAAGGAAAAGCCCACAAACAUGUUCCCAAUGGGCAUGUUUUCAACGGUUCCAGCAGGUCAACACGGGAGAAAGAACCUGUUCAAAAACACAAAAGCAAAGAGGCCACUCCCGGGAAGGAGAAGCACAGCGACCACCGGGCUGACAGCCGAAGGGAGCAGGUCUCAGCAUCGCAGCCCACGCCAGCCCCCUCCACGGGCUCCUCAGCCAAGGGGCUUGCUGCCAGCCACCAUCCCCUCCCUCUGCAUCGGUCUGCUCAGGACUUACGGAAACAGGUUUCUAAGGUAAAUGGAGUCACUCGAAUGUCAUCUCUGGGUGCAGGUGCAACCAGUGCCAAAAAGAUGCGCGAAGUCAGACCUUCACCAUCCAAAACUGUGAAGUACACUGCCACGGUGACCAAGGGGACUGUUACAUACACCAAAGCCAAGAGAGAACUGGUCAAGGAAACCAAACCCAAUCACCACAAGCCCAGUUCCGCUGUCAACCACACAAUCUCAGGGAAAACUGAAAGUAGCAAUGCAAAAACCCGCAAACAGGUGCUAGCCCUCGGGGGGGCGUCCAAGUCCACCGGGCCUGCCGUCAAUGGCCUCAAGGUCAGCGGCAGGUUGAACCCAAAGUCAUGCACUAAGGAGGUGGGGGCGCGGCAGCUGAGGGAGGGGCUGCGGAAUUCCAAGAGGAGACUGGAAGAGGCACAGCAGACGGAAAAGCCGCAGCAGUCACCCCCCAAGAAAAUGAAAGGGGCAGUGGGCCCUGCCGAAGCCCCUGGUAAAAAGACAGCUGCAGUGGCGGCAGCCUCGGCAGAGAAACCUCUGCUGAAUGGACAUGUGAAGAAGGAAGUGCCCGAGCGCAACGUGGAGAGGAGCCGGCCGAAGCGGGCCACGGCUGGGAAGAGCACUCCCGGCAGACAAGCACAUGGCAAGACGGACAGCGCCCCCUGUGAAAAUCGUUCUACCUCGCAACCGGAGCCCUUGCACAAGCCGCCCGAGCCGCCGGGGAAGCCCGAGAAGGGUGGUGGCAAGGCGGGGUGGGCAGCGAUGGACGAGAUCCCCGUGCUCAGGCCCUCCGCCAAGGAGUUCCACGACCCCCUCGUCUACAUCGAGUCGGUGCGUGCUCAGGUGGAGAAGUGCGGGAUGUGUAGGGUGAUCCCCCCUCCGGACUGGCGGCCCGAGUGCAAGCUCAACGACGAGAUGCGGUUCGUCACACAGAUCCAGCACAUCCACAAGCUGGGCCGGCGCUGGGGCCCCAACGUGCAGCGGCUGGCCUGCAUCAAGAAGCACCUCAGGUCUCAGGGCAUCGCCAUGGACGAGCUGCCGCUCAUCGGAGGCUGCGAGCUCGACCUGGCCUGCUUUUUCCGGCUGAUUAAUGAGAUGGGUGGAAUGCAGCAAGUGACUGACCUCAAAAAGUGGAGUAAACUAGCAGACAUGCUGCGCAUCCCCAAAACUGCCCAGGAUAGACUGGCCAAGCUGCAGGAGGCCUACUGCCAGUACCUGCUCUCCUACGACUCCCUGUCCCCCGAGGAGCACCGGCGGCUGGAGAAGGAGGUGCUGAUGGAGAAGGAGAUCCUGGAGAAGCGCAAGGGGCCGCUGGAGGGCCACACGGAGAGCGAGCACCACAAGUUCCACUCCCUGCCCCGCUUUGAGCCCAAGAACGGGCUCAUCCAUGGCGUGGCGCCCCGGAAUGGCUUCCGCAGCAAGCUCAAGGAGGUGGGCCAGGCCCAGCUCAAGACGGGCCGGCGGCGACUCUUUGCUCAGGAAAAGGAAGUGGUCAAGGAGGAGGAGGAGGAGGACAAAGGCGUCCUCAAUGACUUCCACAAGUGCAUCUAUAAGGGAAGGUCAGUUUCUCUAACAACGUUUUACCGGACAGCAAGAAAUAUCAUGAACAUGUGCUUCAGCAAGGAGCCUGCCCCAGCUGAGAUCGAGCAAGAAUACUGGAGGCUGGUGGAAGAGAAAGACUGCCACGUGGCCGUGCACUGCGGCAAGGUGGACACCAACACUCACGGCAGCGGGUUCCCGGUGGGAAAAUCCGAACCCUUUUCAAGGCACGGAUGGAACCUCACGGUCCUCCCCAAUAACACAGGGUCCAUCCUGCGUCACCUCGGUGCUGUGCCUGGAGUGACUAUUCCCUGGCUCAACAUUGGCAUGGUUUUUUCUACCUCAUGCUGGUCUCGAGACCAAAAUCACCUUCCAUAUAUUGACUACUUACACACUGGUGCUGACUGCAUUUGGUAUUGCAUUCCUGCUGAGGAGGAGAACAAGCUGGAGGGCGUGGUCCACACCCUGCUGCAGGCCAACGGCACCCCCGGGCUGCAGAUGCUGGAGAGCAACGUCAUGAUCUCGCCAGAGGUGCUGUGCAGAGAGGGCAUCAAGGUGCACAGGACGGUGCAGCAGAGUGGCCAGUUUGUCGUCUGCUUCCCGGGCUCCUUUGUGUCCAAAGUGUGCUGUGGCUACAGCGUGUCCGAAACCGUGCACUUCGCCACCACCCAGUGGACGAGUAUGGGCUUCGAGACUGCCAAGGAAAUGAAACGUCGCCACAUAGCCAAGCCCUUCUCCAUGGAGAAGUUGCUCUACCAGAUCGCGCAAGCAGAAGCCAAGAAGGAAAACGGCCCCACUCUCAGCACCAUCUCUGCCCUCCUGGAUGAGCUCAGGGACACGGAGCUGCGGCAGCGCAGGCAGCUGUUCGAGGCAGGCCUCCACUCCUCCGCACGCUACGGCAGCCAUGACGGCAGCAGCGCGGUGGCGGACGGCAAGAAGAAGCCUCGGAAGUGGCUGCAGCUGGAGACGUCGGAGCGGCGCUGUCAGAUCUGCCAGCACCUGUGCUACCUGUCCAUGGUGGUCCAGGAGAACGAGAAUGUGUCUUGCUGCCCCAGCACCACACAACUGACCUCUGAACUGGACCCGCCUUUGGGGGAUGUCUGGUGACAUCACUGGAAGCCGGCAGCACCUCUCCAGGCUGUGACCGCCAGAGGCGGCGGUAGAUGACAGCACUGUCCUGGGGCCCAGUGCCCCUCGGAGCCCUGCCCAUGCCUCGCUGGGCUGGCCCUGCUUUCCUGUGGACCUAACCUUCAGCUGCUCCCUAGCGCCCCGGCUAGAAGUUUCAGCUGUGCCUCGGUUCACAAGGGAUUUGGCGUCCCUUUCCAGUGUCCACGGUGUCUGGCAAGACUGCUGCCUCCAGGCAGAGGCCCUCACUGUGGCUCCCUGCGAGGGACGCUGGGCAGGAGCUCCCUGGCCUUCUGCCCUGCCACGCCCACAGGCCAGCCCUACAGGGGAGCUGUCAGGGCAGGACCCUGCAGCCAGGCUGAGAGAAGCUGCACCCUCCCCAGCUGCAGCUUGUCUUGUUGCACCCGUGCUGGGUUCCGCAGCUGCACUGCAGUCACGGCAGGGCAGAGUGUGUGCGUAGCUGUGACGUCACGGUGGGACCCCCGAAGCCCCUGGGGGAGGGGUCUGUAGCGGGGACCCCUCUCCCAGCAGUGUCCCGCGUCUUUCAUCUUCACCGGAGCCCCUCAGGCACAAGCACCAUGCUGCCCUGUACAAGGCUGCAGGCCCCCCAGGGCAACCCCCUUGCGAGGCCUUGCAUCCGACGGACCCACUGGUGUCCCCUAAGGGGCCACAGCCAGUGCAGAGCCUUGGUCCGUGACAGACUGGCAGCUUCCUCCCCUGCAGUGGUCCUCGCCCCCUCUCGGCGGCCACAGCCACCUGCCUGGCCCCUUUCCUGCAGGUGCUGGCUUUGUCCAGUGGUCGGGGUGGCCAUGGGCUCCUUCAAGGGAAGCCAGGCCUGCCGGGGCCCUGCGCCUCCCUUCCAGGAGGGGCCAAGGGUGGGGCAGACUGCACAGGGGCAGCGAGAGGUAGCUUCUUUUGGUGGAAGAUGCCUCACUGAAGCCAUUGGCUGGAUCACGAGAUUGGGAGCCAAGAGAGGGUAGAGGGUUUUGCUUUAGGGAGCACGUGCAGUGACGGCAGGGACCCCUUAGCCUGCCUGCGGCCCCUGCUCCUUGAUGUCAGAGCCAGGUAUCAGAGCAGGCUGGCGAGUUCUCUCACCCACACCCUGCACGAGCUGAUAGUGAGGAUCCUGCGAAACUCCAGUCAGGGCUGGUGGCAGCAGCCACCCACAGCCAGGUGGGUUUCUGUGAACCGAGUCCUACAGUGCCGUGCGUGUCGGGUUGGCAAGUCUGCCUCUGGCCUUGAGGAGCGCAGAGCCUUGCACUCAUGCAUUUGCACUCCUUGGGGAGCCGCUAGUUUGAGGGACCAGCACAAGCUGUGUGCCCAGUAGCAAGUCACCUGCCCACAGAUGUGGGACCUACAGGAGGUUCUCAGCCCAUGUACACUCGAGCCACACCACUGGGGUGGCACCCAGGAAAUAGAAUCCCCUGUCCACCAUAGAAGCCACUGAACAUGUGGCGUGGGCUCCUGAGGACAUUUUCCAGUCUCUAGGGCCCUCUGAACAUCUGUCCUCCCAGCCCCUGCAGGAAUGCCCCUUAGGGCAUUCCAGGGAGGCUUUGGAACAUCCUUCGGCCAAGUGUGUUAUGAGGGGGCAGGCCGGGACAGGCUGCAGGAAACCAAGGUGACAGUGCUUUUCCAAGAAUGUGGCCCUGCCGCUCCCAAAGGCACUCGAGAGAAAUGUGAGUAGAGAGAGCGAGCUCCCACGCACCGGUUCAGUCCCCAGUUCCUGUGACAGCCAGGCUGGAGUCAGGCUGAAUCCUGACUGAACCCAAUUCGGGGCUCCCACGUGAGUGGCAGCAACAGUACCUGAGCCAUCGCUGCUGCCUCUCGGGCUGUCAGCAGGAGUUCCAGUGUGAGGCGCCAGGCCAGACGCCCGCCUGAGGCCACCUUUCAGGCUGUCACUGUUCUCACCUCCACUUCCUUCAGGGCCUGGCGUCCGGCAUCUGGGUGGAGCUGCCCAAGACUGCAUGGUUCUUAGCCACCUUGGCCCAGAGAUGGGCCAAGGGUGGAACAGUGUGGGAUGAGUGGUGGUAAGUUAUAAAAGUAAACGUAAAGCAACCACCAGUCAGUGGCCCUCGUAGGUGAGCUAUAGGCAAGCCGCUCCUGUGUGCUGGAAGGGAGCAGCAGCAGUGUCCUCCAGCAGGCAGGGGUUAGCAUUUACUGCCAAGGCCAACCAGGUGGAGUAGCUUCUGGUGAGGGGAUAGCCAGAGUGGAUCCACCAGCUUCAGCGUUUGCCCACGCCCAGAGCAGUGUGGCAGAAGCCACAGCCUGCAAGUUUGCCUUUUACCAGGACUGCAGGCUGCAGCAGGAAGCAGUAAGUAGUAAGUAAGCAGUAAGUAGUAUGCUAGCCACGUCGGGGCAGGGAGGGCCCAUGGUGGUCCCCAGCAUCUUUGUGGCCUCAGGGAGGUAUUCUGAGUGAGGGCCACUUCCUGUCCCUUCCCGCGGCCACACAGCCCUUCGCUAGCCAUGUUUGUCUUGGACAUGAUCUGGCUGUCCAGGACAGGAGUUCAAGUGCCCCACUUCAACGCAGAAGCUCAGACAGAACACAGUUCUUGGCAAGGAACGAUGGACUUCCUGGGUGAUGUUGGGGUGCUCGGCAUUUUAAUCUGGCCUCGUGGCUGCCGGGGCCUGCCCUCAUCUUGGCCGGUGGGCGUGGAGCGUGCCCGCCCCGGGUUGAGGGCCUUGUUCCCAGGGGAUGCUGAACCCCUUCUCAGCCUCUGUUUGCACAUGCUUCCUGGGGGUCCCAGCCAGGCCCGGCUCGGGCUUCCUGCGGGACCUGGGGUCCGCUCGCUUCUCAGAGGGCUCAUUUGUCGUUUGCUCCACCC
Messenger RNA from Oryctolagus cuniculus (rabbit), 6779 nucleotides. The record is from RefSeq and is a predicted model, not a curated record. NCBI's taxonomy places the organism in Eukaryota, Metazoa, Chordata, Mammalia, Lagomorpha, Leporidae.